CCUCGAUAGAUCCGCCAACUUUUGGGGUGACAGGAGCGCUUCUCGGAGCCGGAGGGAAGAGUUUCUUGGUCGAAGAUGGACUUGUGGCCGGGCGGCGUUGGGUUGGCAGCUAAGCUGCCGCUGUUGUUUUUCCUCAUCAUCUCUGCGACCACAGGCUCUGUUCGAGCUAAAAUCCACUAUCAAAAAUGGGAGGUGGCAUACCAGUUCAAGUCCCCAGAUUGCUUCCAGAAGUUGGCAAUCACCAUCAAUGGGAGAACACCUGGCCCAACAAUCAUUGCCGAGCAGGGAGACACUGUGGUCAUCGAUGUCAAGAAUGCGUUGCUCACUGAGAACUUAGCCAUUCACUGGCAUGGGAUUAGGCAGAUUGGCACUCCAUGGUUUGAUGGCACAGAGGGGGUGACACAGUGUCCGGUUGUGCCAAGGGAUACUUUUACUUACAGAUUUGUUGUUGAUCGAUCGGGCACGUACAUGUACCAUGCACACUAUGAGAUGCAAAGGUCUGCUGGACUCUACGGUCUUAUUCGAGUUCUGCCCCCUGCCGGUGUGGUCGAGCCGUUCAUCUACGACUAUGACCGGAGCAUCAUCCUUAAUGACUGGUGGCACCAGAACACCUAUGAACAGGCUGUUGGCCUGAACUCCAAAAACUUCACUUGGGUUGGAGAGCCUCAGUCACUUUUGAUCAAUGGAAGGGGGAAAUUCAACUGCUCCAACGCAGGAAGCGGGGUGUGCCAUCCAACCAAUCCCGAGUGCUCGCCUUAUGUGUUAACAGUCAUCCCGGGGAAAACAUACCGCCUUCAGAUUGCAAGCAUCACCUCUCUUUCGGCUCUAAAUUUUGAAGUUGAGGGACACAAUUUGAUGGUUGUCGAAGUAGAUGGUCACUAUGUGAAGCCCUUUAUGGUGAAGAACCUGAAUAUCUACUCGGGCGAGACCUAUUCAGUGCUUUUGAAAGCUGAACAAGACCCCUCUCGCAACUACUGGGCUGCUGUGUAA
Molecule: messenger RNA, 990 nt
Organism: Phoenix dactylifera (date palm)
Lineage: Eukaryota; Viridiplantae; Streptophyta; Magnoliopsida; Arecales; Arecaceae
Source: RefSeq, a predicted model, not a curated record